Messenger RNA from Desarmillaria tabescens, 1388 nucleotides. RefSeq names its product NAD-P-binding protein. Gene Ontology annotation, cellular component: intracellular anatomical structure. Bases 265 to 1170 code for a protein of 301 amino acids. Lineage: Eukaryota; Fungi; Basidiomycota; Agaricomycetes; Agaricales; Physalacriaceae. The transcript has 13 exons. Gene Ontology annotation, molecular function: oxidoreductase activity, acting on NAD(P)H, oxygen as acceptor. The record is from RefSeq and is a predicted model, not a curated record.
UGUCGACAUGAAACCAUUCCAGCAGCUCUGGUCCUCGGGGUCGGCAUAUCCGGAUCUUGCAGUCUGCGCUGGGUGCGCUGGCAGUGGCGCGCGGCGUGUCAUAGGCCCGGAGCCACGUGAGCGAUCGGUAAUAUGGACAUAGUACCCCACACUUGGAGCUCGCCGUUAUAUUGACUCCGCUUCUAUCCUUAACCCGUCUUUUUUUUCUCUUCCUUACAACCACUACUACCACCACUUUCUUCUCUUAUUUUUUUUCUUUCUUUCAUGGCUGCCCGCCUGCUCAUCAAGGCCCCGCCUGCCCUUCGUUGUCUCAAGUCCAGUCCUUCCGCGAUACGAUGGGCGAGCACUGCGACCAAAAACCCCAGGACCUUGCCGGCCUUUUCUAUGGAGGGGAAAGUUUGCAUGGUCACUGGUGCAGCUCGCGGAUUGGGCUAUGAAUUCUGCCGCGCCUUCGUGCAAUCGGGCUGUACGUCCGUCGCGAUUGUCGAUUUAAAAGCAGCCGAGGCUAAGGGCGCCGCCGAAGAGCUCGCCACUUAUGCUUGUGCUUCGGGUGACGUGAAACCAGAGGACCUCAAAUUUAUCGGAGUCGAGUGUGAUGUCUCAUCUGAAAUUUCUGUCCAAAAGGCUUUCUCCGAGGUAAUGAACACCUUUGGUCGGCUAGACUCGGUCGUCGCCUCUGCAGGAAUUGUUGAGAAUUACUCUGCCUUCGAUUACCCCUUUGAUCGUAUAAAGCGUUUGUACGAUAUCAAUGUCCACGGAGCUUUCUUCACGGCGCGUGAAGCCGCCCGUAACAUGAUCCCGCAGGGCGGCGGGUCCAUCGUUCUCGUGGCCAGUAUGAGUGCCAGCAUUGUGAACAUUCCCCAGCCCCAAACGCCAUAUAAUGCGUCCAAAGCUGCUGUCAAACAUAUGACCUCGAGUUUGGCUGUUGAAUGGGCAAAGAAGAACGUAAGGGUUAACUGUCUUAGUCCCGGUUAUAUGGCCACCAAGCUGACGCGGACCAUCCUGGAUCAUGACCAAGCGUUAAAGAAAACAUGGGAGAGUUUGACGCCUAUGGGCCGGAUUGGUGACCCCGAAGAUCUUUCGGGUGCGAUUGUCUACCUGUCUAGCGACGCGUCAAAGUUUAUGACCGGCUCGGAAAUUCGCGUAGACGGCGGAUACUGCAUUAUUUAGAGUGAUUUCUUGGGUAUACCCAAUUCAGACGAGCGUACAGACAUCGAACUUUUUUUUUUUCCAUCCAACAUAGAGGUAUUUUACUGGGCGUCAUUUGCUUAUCUUUCUUUAUUGAAGUCGUUACUCUUGCUCUCAAUCUGUAUUUUUGGUAUUCUACUUUUUUGGUUUUUUUGAGGUAUACAUUGGGUUUCAUUGACGCUCAGUGACCACACAAGUGA